AUGAAAGCUCAACUCCUCUGCCUCAUUCUUCUCCCCACACUUAUCUUCGCCUUCAACAGGCGUCAUGAGCACGGCGAACGUGCUCAUCGUCUUCUAAUCCGAGGAACUGGCGCCAAAUGUCAGCGAUUCUGCACUUACCGAGUUGGCGACGUCAAAAAACAGUUUCCUUUGAAAAAAUUGGACUCCAAAAUGUGCUCACACUUGGUUCUGAGUAGCGCUGAGAUUAUGGUAAGUGAUUUUUUUGGAGAAGAAAAAAUUUUUUGGAAAAAAUUUUGAAGAAGUUUUGGAAGAUUAUUUUGGCCAUAACUCCACGGAAAAUUAUGGAUUUUUGGUGAAAAUUAUAUCAAAAGGACCAUCAUGGCAGCUAUUUUCUAGCUUGAAAAAAUGAAAACUUAUUGUAAGCCCUAAGGGCUUGAAAAUUCCUAAACAAGCAAAAAAGCCAAAAAUGAUUAGAUUUUUUGGAAAAACUAUUUAUUUGUAAAAAGCCUCAGGGCGUGAAUGUUUUGUGGUCGAUAUAGCUUUAAAAUAGACACUUCAGAGGUUCAUUUGAGCCAUUACUUGUUAAAAAUAAUUAAUUUUCAACUGAGUUAUGGCCAAAAUAAAUUUUUUAGUCUAUCUUUUUACUCUUGCAAAACCACAAUUUUUUAAUCACUUUUCUUCAGCUGAACGGCGAUGUCUUGAUCUCAGAGCCCCUCUCCAAAGUCAUCGAGGAAUAUAAGAAAUGGCCUGAAGUCAAGAAGCCAGUCCUAAUUCUGUCAAUUGGCGCCAAUACGGACGAGAAAGUGUGGAGAAGAGUGGUCCAAAGUAGCUUCGUCCGAAGAAGACUGGUCCAAAGAUUGGCUCAGGUGGGUAAAAUACGUUGAACACACGUAUGCGUCCGUAAAAAUGUUGAAAAAAUCAAAUUCUGAAGAAAAAAAUAAAAAAAAAAAUAAUAAAAAAAUUUCAAAAUCAAGAUAUUUUUUCAGGCGAUGUAUUCAUAUUUUUUCCCUAAAAAUUUGCACAUGAGUUCUGAAUUGACCACAAAUAACUCCCAAAAAGUUUUAGCUCCCACUUUUCAGCGGCAGCCGUGGUAUUCAACGGUCUUGUUUGCGAAAUAGCGUGCAAAAUGAGGAGAGUCGGCUAGAGCAAAAACGGCUUUCGCUUGUAACUUUUUUGUCUCUGCAUGGAAAAGCCUAGUUUGUUGUAGAAAAAUUGUAGAUCAUAGGAGUAAUUGAAUAGGUAACUUUUCAAGUGAAUCAUGAAAAAUUUUUUUUUGUUAUUUUUUUGACAAUUUUGGAUAUAAAAAACCGUUAAUUUUUCGCUUGAUUAUAGACUAAAUUUCUCUUGCAUGCCUCAUAAAAGCGAGUUUUAAGUUUUCAACUACAGAAGAAUUUUUUUUUCAUUUUUGUAAAAUACGAAGUUCUGUUCUACUGUCUUAUUUAAAAACACUUUUUUUCAAAAAAAAAAAUAUUUUUUUUCAGCUCUACACUUCCCUGGAUGUUGAUGGAAUCUCGAUUGAUUGGAUUCAAGGAGAAGUCUCGAACCGCGACUCCUUCGCCAAGCUCUUCAGUGAGCUUCGAAGACAAGAGAAAUUCCCGGAAUUCGCGGUUUUGGCAGCCACGAUUACUGAUGAAUCCACAACGAAGGAUGGGUAUGACAUCACUGUGCUGAAUAGGUAAGAAAAUCAUUUUAAAAGAGAGUUUUUUACAACUCGAAGGAUGGCCCGGACAUUUCGAAAAAACGACCGGCCCAGAAUCUUUUGAUAUUCUGCAUAGUUGUUGUACCAUGAUAGCUGAACGUCAGCACGAAUUUUUAGUUUCAGAAAUUACCGUAUACGGGGGUUACGGUAGGCACAAUUUUUAGAAAGAUUGGGUUCGUAUGUAAAACCCUCAAGGAGUAAAGGCACAAAACCUCGCCGUUUUACGUUUUUGACUAUGGGGAACAUUUUCAUAAUUGACAACUUUGCCGUAGGAUGUUGCCUUUGACUACUUUGAAAAAUACGAAGGUACCAUAUUGAAUGUAACUUUUUUGCAGAGAACUUGUCUCAACUUUUGAAACCUCUUAAAAACACUAUGACAUGUAUGUAACAACAUAUCAAAAAUUUAGGAAAAUAAAAGGGGGGGUUUUGGAGUUACGGUACUUUUAAUGUUGGACAUACAGUACACCUCCAUUUAUUCUCGGCUUAACUUUACGCAGAUUAUUUUAAAAACAAAAUGUAAUGUUUUAUCUAUGUUGUACGACCCUCACAACCUAUUUUCACAAAAAAAUUCAAAAAAACUAGACCUAAGCAUACUGUAACAUAUCGUGCGCAGAUGACUGGUUACUGUAACAGCAAGAUCAGUGAUUUCUUAAUUUUUUUGUAACAAUUGACACGGUUUAGAGACGUGUGUGCCAUACGACGGUGGAAUCUAUCAAAAUCGGACGUCAGCAUCACAGAAAAAGUUCGGUGUACUGUAUGUCCAACAUACAAAGUACCAUAACUCCAAAACCCCCCCCCCCUUUUAUUUUCCUAAAUUUUUGAUAUGUUGUUACACAUAUGUCAAGGUGUUUUUGAAAGGUUUCAAAAGUUGAGACAAGUUGAAUGCCGGAAAGUUAUAUUGACCGUGGUAUCUUGACGUUUCUCAAACCGGUCGAAGGCUACAUCCUAGAAGAAAACCGUUAAUUACAAAAAUGUUUCCCAUGGUCGAAAACGUAUAUUGACAAGGUUUUCGGUUGUCCUACACCGAUUUUGAAAGAAAUAAAAUUUUGAUGUACCGUACCGGCAACAUUAAAAGUACCGUAACUCCAAAACCCCCCCCUUUUAUUUUUCUAAAUUUUUGAUAUGUUGUUCCAUACAUGUCAACGUAUUUUUGAGAGGUUUCAAAAGUUGAGACAAGUAGAAUGCCGAAGAAUUACAUUACACAUGGUAUCUGGGUCAUUUUCGAAGUAGGCGAAGACUACAUCCUACAGAAAAAGUGUCAAUUACAAAAAUGUUCGCCAUGGUCGAAAACGUUUUUUGGCAAUUUUUGCGGGUCUUCUACACCGAUUUUGAAAAAAAUAAAAUUUUUAUGUACCGUACCGGCAACAUUAAAAGUACCGUAACUCCAAAACCCCCCCUUUUAUUUUUCUAAAUUUUUGAUAUGUUGUUCCAUACAUGUCAACGUAUUUUUGAGAGGUUUCAAAAGUUGAGACAAGUAGAAUGCCGAAGAGUUACAUUACACAUGGUAUCUGGGUCAUUUUCGAAGUAGGCGAAGACUACAUCCUACAGAAAAAGUGUCAAUUACAAAAAUGUUCGCCAUGGUCGAAAACGUUUUCUGGCAAUUUUUGCGGGUCUUCUACACCGAUUUUGAAAAAAAUUAUUUUUUGAUAUACCGUACCGGCAACAUUCAAAGUACCGUAUCUCCAAAACCCCCCCUUUUAUUUUCGCGCAUUUUUGAUAUGUUGUUACAUACAUGUCAAAGUGUUUUUAAGAGGUUUCAAAAGUUGAGACAAGUUCUCUGCAAAAAAGUUACAUUCAAUAUGGUACCUUCGUAUUUUUCAAAGUAGUCAAAGGCAACAUCCUACGGCAAAGUUGUCAAUUAUGAAAAUGUUCCCCAUAGUCAAAAACGUAAAACGGCGAGGUUUUGUGCCUUUACUCCUUGAGGGUUUUACAUACGAACCCAAUCUUUCUAAAAAUUGUACCUACCGUAACCCCCGUAUACGGUAAUUUCUGAAACUAAAAAUUCGUGCUGACGUUCAGCUAUCAUGGUACAACUACUAUGCAAAAUAUCAAAAGAUUCUGGGUCGGUCGUUUUUUCGAAAUGUCCGGCCCUUGUUAUGAGAAGCUUCAAUCUGUAAAAAACUCUCUUUUAUACUGGUUGACAAAAUUUUCUUUCCACCUCGUAUCUCGGGAACCGCUGGGCCUAGAACCUCCAAAUUCGGCAUAGAAACAUCCUAGGACAGUCUAACACUAUGCCCAAAAAAUCAUAUCAUUUGAUGCACUUUACAUGCCCUUUUUCCAAAAAAGGCAAAAACCCGGAUGACAAAAUUUUCUUUCCACCUUGGAAAAAACGUUUGUAACUCAUAAGCCAGAGGGUUUUAAGGCAUGAUUGUGGUAUCGUUGUGUUCGCGAAGAAGUCCUCUCUCGAUUGGUGUCACAACCUUACGGGGGUUUUAGUUUCUUCGCCCUUGGGCGUCGGCUCAUCGUUGCCUUGUCCAUUUUCAGCCAAAUUCAUGGCCAGAGGAGCUCGCAUAAGGCACAAGGAGAUGAAAAUGCCUUUAAAAAAUCUGGCAUUCAUGUUUGCAACAUUGUUUCCUCCGGCAGUAGAAUUCGAUUUAAUUUAAGUGCGUUGCAGGGGAAAACGCGCGCUUCCAGGGUUCUCGUUACCAGAAAAUUACGCUAUUAUGGGAACACUGCAGAUAAUUCAAGUAACUUUUCCUCCUUAUAUAUUUUCUAUGAUACUACAGAGUUAAAAAAUAGUGACGAUUUUAAUCACUGAUGUCGCGCUUAGAUGUGAGCAGAAGAAAGGUUCCAAACGCCCCAUACACAAAAUUUGCGACUCUAAGCUUUCUGCGCAAGCUAUUCGUCGUGGAAAAAACGUUGAAGGCCUGUCAAGGUCGAUGUAUUAAAGUAGUCUGGUAGCCAAAAGUCCCAAUAUACCAAGCUUAAGUAAUGCCAAGGCCUAGUGCAACAACCUGCGUUACUUGAGACAACAUAGACCAGAGAGGGGUAAGAUAAGCUGGUAGAUUUCAACACAUGUUGUCGUAUAAGCCCUAAAGUACGCCGUAUGUGGCGAAAAUGGAUGUAAUUUGGACGUUCCCAUUCUGUACAGAAGUGAUUCUUCGGUUUUGCGGACCCAGGCAGCGCUCAUUUUCCCCUGCAACGCACUUAAAUUAAAUCGAAUUCUACUGCCGGAGGAAACAAUGUUGCAAACGUGAAUGCCAGAUUUUUUAAAGGCAUUUUCAUCUCCUUGUGCCUUAUGCGAGCUCCUCUGGCCACGAAUUUGGCUGAAAAUGGACAAGGCAACGAUGAGCCGACGCCCAAGGGCGAAGAAACUAAAACCCCCGUAAGGUUGUGACACCAAUCGAGAGAGGACUUCUUCGCGAACACAACGAUACCACAAUCAUGCCUUAAAACCCUCUGGCUUAUGAGUUACAAACGUUUUUUCCAAGGUGGAAAGAAAAUUUUGUCAUCCGGGUUUUUGCCUUUUUUGGAAAAAGGGCAUGUAAAGUGCAUCAAAUGAUAUGAUUUUUUGGGCAUAGUGUUAGACUGUCCUAGGAUGUUUCUAUGCCGAAUUUGGAGGUUCUAGGCCCAGCGGUUCCCGAGAUACGAGGUGGAAAGUAAAUUUUGUCAACCAGUAUAAAUUUGAAAGGGAAUGUGUUAGUCUGUCGGGAAAAUAAUGCGGAUUUGUGGCUGCAAAGUGUCUUUCAUCCAUGGGUAACAGUUUUAGCCAGGCCAGUAUUUCGGAUUGUAAAAUACGACAUCGAGAUUAUUCGCAAAAUAUUUCCAAAAAACAGAGAAUAAAGUUAAAAAACUGAGGAAUCAAUUUGAAACCUGCAAAGAAAAUACUUUGCCAAAUUUGAACAAAGAAUUUUGAAACAGUAAAAAAGUAAAACACUUUCAAUUUUUAGCACCGCCAACUUCUUGAUCAUCGAAGGAAGCCGCCUUCAAAAGCAUGAGCAGAUCGUCACCAAGGGAGUGAAACAGCAAGAGCCCAAAAGAACUGUGGUAAGUUUUGGAGCUAUAGCUGUAUAGUUUGAGUAGUUUUGUCGUUGUACACAGGGCGGAGACUAUAAAAAAAUUUUUACUCACAGCUCAGAGUCAAUAAAUACAAGGUUGGCUAGAGCAAAAAUUUAAAAAAAAUUAGUCUGUUGUAAGUCUUCACCAAGUCUCCGCCGAGUCUCCGCCGAGAGUUCGCAAAGUUUCCAGUGGCUUCGAAAAGCCACGUAGGCCCCCCUUUCAAGCUUUUGCUGGGUCUAUGCCUUGUUUUUACCGCGUAUUCAUCGAGUUUGUUUUGACCCAAACUUUGGUUCUCCCGAAAAGUGCGGCCUUGAAAUUUUACGGAACAUUGCAUUGCCAAGUGUGUAAAAUUUAAAGCAAAUUUGGUCGUUAAAUCCAGAGCGCUUUACAACGAUUAGAAGUCGUAUCAUUUUGUCGGGAAAAUAAAGAGAAUAAUGCCGCCGAUCGCGUCGCUGAAGUGAAAAGCAAUUUGACUUUACCGCGACACAAUUUAUUUUCUCGGCGACGAUUUUCGAUACGGCGUGGAGCUCAUUAUUUUCCCAACAACCUGAUAUAAAGAACCAAAAAAAAAACGGUCUCUAUUUUCAGGAGAGCGUUGCCAUUGAAUGGGAAGCCUACGGAGUUCCGAAGAGAAAGCUGAUCCUCGGAUAUUCCGUUGCCACUCCAGCCAAGUUGGAAGAAGAGGAUGUAAGUGUCAUUCUACCACGUUUUAGCAACGCACACUGUCUAUCUUUAAUCUCUAGAGCCCUUAUUUAUCAUCAAAACCACAUAAAAUUGCUUACUAACCCUUAAAAAUCAAAAUUUUCAGGUGUGCGCGCUCCCUGCUGUUUCCGACGCCUCAUCAGAGCGCCAGAAGCCAAAUCGAGGAAUCGGCGUUGGCGUGCGCGCCUUCGCUGUGGGACCAAUUUCGCCGGAAAGUGCUCCAGUCGAUAGUCGCCGAGCCAUGAGACAGAAGACCCAAUGGGCGUCGCUGAAUCAGUUUGGCGGGAUUGCCUUGCGUGGAAUCGAAAACGACCGUGCUCAGUGCGCCACUGACUCAUUCCCGGUCCUCAGGGCCAUUGUGGAAUCGCAGACUUGCUAA
Molecule: messenger RNA, 6758 nt
Organism: Bursaphelenchus xylophilus (pine wood nematode)
Lineage: Eukaryota; Metazoa; Nematoda; Chromadorea; Rhabditida; Aphelenchoididae
Source: the annotation of a GenBank genome assembly